Messenger RNA from Mycena citricolor, 571 nucleotides. The record is from the annotation of a GenBank genome assembly. NCBI's taxonomy places the organism in Eukaryota, Fungi, Basidiomycota, Agaricomycetes, Agaricales, Mycenaceae.
CCAGCACUUCGCUCCCACCCUUGCCCUUAAAGGUGGGCAGGGGCGAAGCAUCCCUAGCCUUCAGAGCAUUAGCUCCCCUGCACCGGAGGGAGGGAGCUGCGCAUGCUUUUCAUGCGCCGACCGAAGGAUGCUUUAGCACCUCCGCAGGACGACAGCGUCGCGCUGCGCCUUCGUUGCACAGCUAAAGCAGGAGGGGUCUGCAGGUACUAUGCGACCCUAACCCACACCAGACGACUAGCGGACCGCUCAGCUGGCUGAGCUAAGGGGCUGCGCAGGAUCCUAGGACUAGGGACCGCAGGGUAAAGGUUUCUUGGAGCGGUGAAGGCGCUGGGCAGGGGAAGGAAGGAUCGUAAUCGUUGCGAGCCGCAGAUCUGAGGGUGGAUAGCCGGAGCAGUGAAUCAAUAAUUAAACGUACCUAAAAGCAUUAAGAGUUUCCAGCUUAUAGCAAAUUUAUUCAAUUAGCUUUUCAGCUAAAGGGGACGAAGUCUAUUAUGGUUGUACCUUAUAUAGCUUUGAUAGAGGGAAGUGAUGAAUAACUAUGACAGUCCUCCCUUGCCCUCCUCCUUCCUGC